This is a messenger RNA of Trypanosoma brucei brucei TREU927, 117 nucleotides long. RefSeq lists its product as hypothetical. The record is from RefSeq and is a predicted model, not a curated record. The transcript has a single exon. Lineage: Eukaryota; Euglenozoa; Kinetoplastea; Trypanosomatida; Trypanosomatidae. Bases 1 to 117 code for a protein of 38 amino acids.
AUGCGCGCAAAAAAACGUGCGGAUCCCUCCCCCUUCCCCCCUCAGCAGGGGGAGGGGGAGGGAAACACACUACAAAUUGGCAAAUGUCACCGCUUGCUGCAUAAACCUGCCACAUAA